This is a messenger RNA of Nanorana parkeri, 4081 nucleotides long. It is a transcript of the gene TBC1D32, whose product is annotated as TBC1 domain family member 32. Gene Ontology annotation, biological process: non-motile cilium assembly. The transcript is spliced from 34 exons. The record is from RefSeq and is a predicted model, not a curated record. NCBI's taxonomy places the organism in Eukaryota, Metazoa, Chordata, Amphibia, Anura, Dicroglossidae. The coding region runs from base 46 to 4065 and encodes 1339 amino acids.
UUGGAGGAUUUGCAGCUGUUGGUGAAGGCUAUUUCUCUGUUGACAAUGGCUACUUUUUCCGUUGAUGAUGAAGUCUCACUACAGACAAUGGUUAGACAGCUGCUGCAGAGCGUGAAGGAAAAACUGGCCACUGCACCGUCUGCUGAAUGUGCUGAAGAGAUCCUGCUGCACCUUGAGGAGACCGAUGAACAUUUUCACAACUAUGAACUGGUGAAGUACCUGAGGCAUUACAUCAAGAGCUCUCUGGGAUCUGUGAUAGAGGAUGAGACUGAGAGGUGCACCUUUGCACAGAGUCAAGGAGAGGGAUCUGGCUAUGACACGCUUGUACAACGUGUUACCAAGCGGACACGUGAAUCCAAGGAAUACACAGAGAUGAUGCUUUCACUUAAGAAUGUUAUGAUGGCUGUUGUAGAGACGUUGAUCAAUAAAUUUGAAGAGGAUCAAGCUAAAAAUCGAGAAAUGCAGAAAAAGGCACUUCAUGAACACCCCAUUUAUAGAUAUGUUGAUAACUGUUCUGACAGUGAUUCAUCUUUCAAUCAGAGUUAUACAUUUAUGAACCAGGAACAACUGCAGCUUAUUGCUGAACAGUUAGAUCUAAGGCAGCCUGAGGAGGUACGGAAAGAAGCCAUGCAGACUUUAUGCUCUGCUCCUCCUUCUGAUGUUCUGAACUGUGAAUCCUGGAGUGUCCUGCAUAAAAACCUCACUCUGUCGCUGGCGGAUCCCGAUUCCACAUUCACUGAAAGAAUUCUACGUUUUUAUGCUAAAACAUUUUCUUCAUCAUCACUGAAUAUGGCAAGAGAAGUCUAUACAAGUUUAGCCAAACAUUUGGAAUUGUCAUUUGUUUCUAGGGAAAGUCGCAGGCAAAUACUAUUAACUGGAAUAGAUAUUAACAACCCUGAAGUAGUGCGUACUUUGAAAAAGAUUCGACUGUUAAAUGACUACCAAAAGGAGGUUCCAUCUUUCUGGAUUCGACAUCCAGAAAAGUACAUGGAAGAGAUUAUAGAGAGCACAUUAUCCCUAUUAACUAUAACUCAGGAUUCAAGUUCUCAAAUGCUGCUGGAACCAGUCUUUUACUUGUCUGUGAUUGAUGCAAAGGCUGUGUGGUUCAAGAAAUGGAUGCAUGCCCAUUAUAGCAGGACUGUGGUUUUAAGGCUUCUGGAAAAGAAGUACAAAUCGCUGAUUAUUGCAGCUAUUGAACAGUGUUUCUAUUAUUAUGAAUCAUCACAGUCAGGAGUCGAUGAAAACACUAAAACAGCAUCCUCACAGCUGUAUCCUGAGGACCAUUUUGGUCAUUGGUAUUGUUGUGCUGUCUUCCAGAUUAUUGCAGCUAUUGAACAGUGUUUCUAUUAUUAUGAAUCAUCACAGUCAGGAGUCGAUGAAAACACUAAAACAGCAUCCUCACAGCUGUAUCCUGGCACUAAACAGAAGACAUUCUACUCCAGAAAGGAAUUACAUUAUUUAUACUUUGUUCAUUCACUUAGCCUACUCGGAAGAUUGCUGAUAUAUAAACAUGGCAGAAACCUGUUUCCUAUAAAAUUGAAGAACCGAAAAGAAGCAGUGUCACUGUCUGACCUGGUAGUGCUGCUUACCCAUAUUAUGUUAUAUUGCCCAAACCGACAAAAGAAGGCUGCUGGAGCUUACACAGGCAAUUUUUCUCCAGCAAGCUUGGCUGUGGAAGUCCUUAGAAUGCUUUGUGACCGCAAAGAAUGUGCCAGUGAAUGUUUGUACACUGGAGCUGUUAUUGACAGCCUCCUUUCACCAAUACAAAAAUUACUGAAAGGAAAAAAGGUUCAUGUGAACUGUGAUGAAACCACUCUUACAUUUAUUGCUGAUGUUUUAGCAAGAAUUGCUUCUAAUGAAGCAGGCCUUUCGCUUCUGCUCUAUGGUGAAAAGGAGUACACCAAAAACGGUACCCUGGGUGCUCAUGUGAUUGCUCAAUUUUCCAUCAAACUUCUUAAUGAAGAAAUCACAUCCUUAUCUGAAUCAGACAUGCUGCCUGUAGUGAAAGGGUCUUUCAUAUUCAUGUGUCGCCAAAUGUACCAUACAUGCGAAGGACUUCAAGUGCUGGCGCCUUAUCAGUUACAUGAAUGCAUUGCUUCUUCUUGGAAAAAAGAAAAACAUACGGUUUUGAUGUCUGAAAGAACCCCAACGCCUGUUGCUGGAUCUGCUUCUCUUUCAUCUGGGAGCCAGGAUUCACAGGGGACAAUGGUGUGGGAGGAAUCUUUACUGGAUAGUUUGUUAAAUUUUGCUGCUACACCCAGGGGGCUUCUACUUCUUCAACAAACAGGAGCCAUCAAUGAAUGUGUGACUUACAUGUUUGGUCGAUUUACAAAAAAGCUUCAGGUCAGCAGAUGUGAGAAAUUUGGCUACGGAGUUAUGGUGACACAGGUAGCAGGGACAGCUGCAGGUGCAGUAGCCCUGCAGAAAUCAGGCUUUAUCCAGGCAUUUGUCUCUGACUUGUGGUCUGCUCUUGAAUGUGGAAGAGAUGAUGUCAGGGUCACACACCCCAAACCCACCCCUGUGGAUCCCAUAGACAGGAGUAAUAUCAAGUCUUUUCUAGCAAUGGUGAAUUUGUCAUCAUACCCUGCUGUUUAUGAGCUGCUAGGAAAGCAAGUCUUGCCAUCAAAGAGUGAAUACUCCCUCCGUGAAGUUCCCUCUUGCUUUGUUGAUAUAUUUGAUCGGCUUGUUGUUGUGGAUUCAGUUGUCAAAAUUAACUCCUUAUUUAACUAUGAGCAGUCCCACAUUUUUGGAUUAAGAUUACUGAAUGUGUUAUGCUGUAAUCUAGACACCUUGUUACUUCUUGAGUCUCAGUACAAAGUGUGUGAAAUGCUUUUAACUGCUCAGAAAGAAAAUAUUCCCGAUUCCUCACAAGAUUUAGGGAGUGUAAUUAUUGAUGGCCUAUCUGUGGAAAGAAACCAUAUUCUGGUUCGGAUGAAUGCUGUUGGAGGACCACAUGAGCGUAUACUACCUCCCAGAACCUUGCUUCAGAGUAAUGAUCCGUAUCCUUGGCCAAUGUUUUCAUCUUAUCCAAUGCCCAAGUGCUACAUACCAGAGAUUCCUAUACCUGAUGACCCUAAACAAGAAUAUGAGCUGUUGAAAUUUCUUUCUUCUGAAAGCACAGAAACAAAAACAAGUUGGCUAGACACUUGUAAGAGAUUGUUCUGCAAGACGAUCAAAACUAAACCAGGAGUGUUGGGAUCUGGUAAGUUGUAUGGUGACCUGUUGGAAACAUAUGUGUCCCACCAAUGUAGAAUACCUGGCAGCUGUGUUUUUGAUUGCUCAGAAUAUACAAACAUAAAGAGUGGAAGUCUCUCCCCUUCUCAACAGCUUGGUGUUAAUUUGGUUACCAGGUAUGGUACCCAUUUAAAUGCCUUGGGCAUCAGCAGUGAACAAGAUCUUACACAUCUACUUCUGCAAUGUGAGAAUUUCCUUCAACAACAGCAAGCAGUUGUUACCUCUCCCCUGAGGUGUUUGCACGGAGGCUAUUCUGGUCAUGACUGGUUUGCAUCUUCUGUGUUUUUGAUAAUGUCAGGAGACAGUAAAAAAACAUUAACAUUUCUGCAGAAAUUUUCCAGUCUCCUAGUCUCAGCAUAUCUCUGGCUGCCACGGCUUCACAUUUCUAAACACCUGCCAGCUAAAAUAGCACAAGCUGGAAUCCACCCGAUAUAUUUUUGUACUGCUCAUUACAUUGAGAUGUUGAUGAAGGUAGAAAUGCCACUUGUCUUUUCAGCGUUCCGCAUGUCUGGCUUCACUCCCUCCCAGAUCUGUCAGCACUGGCUAAGCCAAUGUUUCUGGAAUUACUUGGACUGGAGUGAGAUAUGUCACUACUUUGCUGUGUGUAUCCUUCUUGGGGUGGAUUAUCAGGUAUACCUGUGUAUAGCAAUAUUCAGGCACCUUCAGCAAGAAAUCCUACAACACACACAAACCCAGGACCUGCAGGUCUUCCUGAAAGAAGAAGCCAUUCAUGGAUUUCAUGUUGGGGAUUAUCUGGAAUAUAUGGAAAGCUUGGAACAGAACUACAGAUCAGAGGUCCUUAAAGAAAUGAGAAACUUUGCACUUGAUUGAAAUAUGAAGACUGUAU